AUGGCGAGAAGCGCGAACCCCACGGCACACUCUGAUGCACUGCCAAUUGGGGAGGCUGAUGUAAUCACGGGGUUUGGAGCCCAAGCACGUCGUCAGGCGCGUGAUGGACCCCGUCUGGGGGAUCCUUGGCUGCCACGCCGUUCUGGGGACUUCUGGAAUAACCCAAGGCGCCAGCGCGCCGAAUUUCAACACGUCUAA
Molecule: messenger RNA, 198 nt
Organism: Anthostomella pinea
Lineage: Eukaryota; Fungi; Ascomycota; Sordariomycetes; Xylariales; Xylariaceae
Source: the annotation of a GenBank genome assembly